CAAGAGCGGCGUGCUGUGAGUAUUUGUGUUUGUCUGUCAGAUCUCCGUGCAGUGCGCUCCGAGGCAGACCUCCCUGCUUCACAUUGCGUCAGUGUUUUGGAGAGUAACCUGUCCGUGGAAGAAGCAUGAAAACUGGGAUUCAGCAGCUCACAGGACGGGUGAGCUGAAGGGCCAUCAGCAGGCGACCAUGUGCAGCUCGCUGAGCCCAAAGCAGCUCUGCGGUCCGGGGCUGACAGACAUGCACCAGUACCACCAGUGGCUCUCCAGUCGACAUGAAGCCAGCCUGCUGCCCAUGAAGGAAGACCUCGCCCUGUGGCUCAGCAACAUUCUUGGUCUGGAAAUCACCGCUGAGAGCUUCAUGGAUCGGUUAGACAAUGGCUUCCUGUUGUGCCAGCUGGCUGAGACGCUGCAGGAGAAGUUCAGGCAGAGUAAUGGAGACCUGCCUGAGCCUGGCAACAGCAAGAAAAAAAUCCCUAAUCGGAGGAUACCAUGCCGGCAGAGCGCUCCCUCCGGUUCGUUCUUUGCUCGGGACAACACAGCCAACUUCCUGGCCUGGUGCCGUGAGGUCGGAGUGGGUGAAACAUGUCUCUUUGAGUCUGAGGGCUUAGUUCUGCAUAAGCAGCCGCGAGAGGUGUGCCUCUGUCUACUCGAGUUGGGUCGGAUAUCAUCACGCUACAAUGUGGAACCUCCAGGCCUUAUAAAACUGGAGAAAGAGAUCGAACAAGAAGAAAGGGCACCUCUACCUCCCCCAUCGCCCAUAUCCCCGGCUCCGCCUGUCCCUUCAUCCCCUUCUUCUUCCCCGUCCCCGUCUUCUUCACCGACACCGACUUCAACUCCGACUACGACCAAAGUCACUUCGUCCAAGAAGAGCGCAGGCAAGCUCCUGGAUGAUGCUGUGAGACAUAUCGCUAACGAUCCACCCUGCAGGUGUGCAAAUAAGUUCUGCGUGGAAAGACAUUCACAGGGUCGAUACCGUGUUGGGGAGAAGAUGCUCUUUAUACGGAUGCUGCACAACAAGCAUGUGAUGGUGCGGGUCGGCGGAGGCUGGGAGACGUUCGAGAGCUACCUGCUCAAACACGACCCCUGCCGCAUGCUGCAGAUUUCCAGAGUGGAGGGAAAGAUCUCCCCCAUCAGCACCAACUCCCCCAAUAUCAAAGACCUCGCCCCGGACAGCUACCUGGUGGUGGCGGCCCACUACCGCAGCAAGAAGUGAAACCCCACAGCAGAGUGGUUCUGGUCACAAAUGGACAGGGUGUAUGUGUGACUGUAAGUCCACACAAAUAAUGGGGCUUUGCUAUGCAAACACAGAAAGAACCGACUUGUUAAAUAAUGAUUUAUUUAGGGGGGCAAAAAAAAAAAAUAGAAAUUAUGGUUCGUAUAGUUUUCAGUUUAAUUUUGUGCUUCAUCUUAUUUUCUUUAGCGUAGAAAAUCCUCAUCCUUUAUUUUGUUGACAAUUACAGUGUAGGGGGUCUAACAGGAGUUUAGCAGGGAAGUUGUAGAUGUUUGUGACAUUUGGUUUUAAUCGUUAGUUGUACUUGAAGCAAGAGUGAGUAUUCAGACAUCCUAUGUAAAUCUAUUAGUCUACAUGCAAAAGUAAACAUCUUUUCAUGUAAACCAGAGACGGAUUCAUCAGCACCUUUGUGAAACUAACAUCUUGUCAUGUAAUACCGUUUUAACACAGUAGGCAGGAGAUAUUCCACAAGUAUCCAUAUUUUGAUGUUUCCAACUGAUUUUAACUUUGUACUAUCCAAAGCUUUAGAUUUUGUCUUUGCAUAAUAGAAAACAUUUCUCUAAAAUCCUAUUUCUUUCAAUAGAUUUCUGAUCUGGUUAAAUGUGAGCAGUGUUUGCACGACAUGCAACAUUCCCACUUUAAGCUGAUUUAAUGUCUGAAGUGUGCCAUAAUCUUCCUUUCAACAACACAAUCUCACGCAGAACUGAACCAGAGGGUUUUUUGACUUAUGAAGCUUCUUGUGUUUUUCUUUUUGCGUAGAGUUACUGACCUCUAGUGGAAUAACAGAGAUCAACAUGAAAAUAAUAUGACUUUUGGUUUGGAGUCUCACAAUAACAGACAGUACCUGUAUCAAAGCUGAGCUCAUUGAGAUAUGUGACUUUUUAUAGAAUAUUAUGUUGGUUUUGUACUAAGAAUAAUGAUUAAAAACCACCAAGUUUCUUGGAAGUGAAAAUCUUUUUUUUAAGUAAACUGUAAAAGACUCAUUCUUUGUGACAACCUUCUCUUAUUUCCAAAUAUCAAAAUCCUUGAACAAGCUUCGCAAUUAAAACACCUGUAAAUGUUCAUCUGAUGCCCUGCAGACGCAAAGCCAGAAGUUGUCAUUAUGUGUUGUGAAGUAAAACCAAAAAUGAGCAUCUGGAGUCCAAACACAUAACAGAAAUGUGCUUUAUUAACUGUAGCAACACCAUUGGCUAUACUCUUUCUCCUACAAAAUGGCAAGAGCACCAGAAGCUUUUGAGGAUCAUGCAGUUUUAAGAAAAGAUCUCAGUUAAGUUAAGCACUUUGAAGAAUAUUCACUACAUUGUCAUCCAGCACCAUAUGUGAGAGUACAAAGGCAAAGCUGCAGUCUCCAAAAAACUGUGAAAGAAGAAAAUAAAUUACUGAAGAAU
Poeciliopsis prolifica (blackstripe livebearer) is the source of this 2619-nucleotide messenger RNA. RefSeq names its product growth arrest-specific protein 2 (gene gas2a). Gene Ontology annotation, cellular component: actin filament. Bases 188 to 1213 code for a protein of 341 amino acids. The record is from RefSeq and is a predicted model, not a curated record. Gene Ontology annotation, molecular function: cytoskeletal adaptor activity; actin filament binding; microtubule binding. Gene Ontology annotation, biological process: actin crosslink formation. NCBI's taxonomy places the organism in Eukaryota, Metazoa, Chordata, Actinopteri, Cyprinodontiformes, Poeciliidae. The transcript is spliced from 8 exons.